CUUGGCCACGCCCCCGCGUGAUCACGCCCUUGUCAUGUGACCCCGCCCCCGGGCCGCCCCCCGCCAUGGCCUCCGCCGGCGCCGCCGAGCCCGAGCGGCCGCUCCCGCACCCCAAGCCCUUCCUCAUCGGCGUCAGCGGCGGCACCGCCAGCGGCAAGUCCACAGUCUGCGAGAAGAUCGUGGAGCUGCUGGGGCAGAAUGCGGUGGAGCGGCGACAGCGGAAGGUGCAGAUCCUGAGCCAGGACAGCUUCUACAAGGUGCUGACGGCCGAGCAGCAGGCCAAGGCACUGAGGGGCCAGUACAACUUUGACCACCCAGAUGCUUUUGAUAAUGAUUUGAUGCGUACAACCCUGAAAAAUAUUGUGGAGGGCAAAACGGUUGAGGUACCAACGUACGACUUCGUGACACAUUCUAGGCUGGCAGAGACAACAGUGGUCUAUCCCGCUGAUGUUGUUCUCUUUGAGGGGAUCCUUGUUUUCUACAAUCAAGACAUUCGGGACAUGUUUCAUCUCCGGCUCUUUGUGGACACGGAUUCUGAUGUCCGGCUGUCCCGCAGAGUUCUGCGAGAUAUGAAGCGUGGGCGGGACCUUGAGCAGAUCCUCACCCAGUACACCACAUUCGUCAAGCCUGCCUUUGAGGAAUUCUGCUUGCCGACAAAGAAGUACGCGGACGUGAUCAUCCCCCGAGGAGUUGACAACAUGGUUGCUAUAAACCUCAUAGUGCAGCACAUUCAAGACAUCCUAAACGGAGACAUCUGCAAGUGGCAGCGAGGGGCAAUGAACGGACACGGUCGGACCUACAAGCGCCCAUUCCCUGAACAAACGGAGGGCAGCAACGUGCUUGCAGCUGGCAAACGCUCCCACCUGGAGUCCAGCAGCCGCCCGCAUUAACUGGCCUGAAGGAUUUGCCUCCGGUCCAGACCAACACCGAAGAACAAUUUUGGGAAAGGACUUCAGCAGAACG
This is a messenger RNA of Cuculus canorus (common cuckoo), 963 nucleotides long. RefSeq names its product uridine-cytidine kinase 1 (gene UCK1). The record is from RefSeq and is a predicted model, not a curated record. NCBI's taxonomy places the organism in Eukaryota, Metazoa, Chordata, Aves, Cuculiformes, Cuculidae. Gene Ontology annotation, molecular function: kinase activity; ATP binding. The coding region runs from base 66 to 890 and encodes 274 amino acids. The transcript is spliced from 7 exons. Gene Ontology annotation, cellular component: cytosol; cytoplasm.